This is a messenger RNA of Exophiala mesophila, 1326 nucleotides long. RefSeq lists its product as uncharacterized. The record is from RefSeq and is a predicted model, not a curated record. The coding region runs from base 1 to 1326 and encodes 441 amino acids. NCBI's taxonomy places the organism in Eukaryota, Fungi, Ascomycota, Eurotiomycetes, Chaetothyriales, Herpotrichiellaceae. The transcript has 2 exons. Gene Ontology annotation, molecular function: protein binding.
AUGGCUCCUAGCAUUCUCCGUCGCCAGAGCACCUGGAACGACAAUGGAGGCUCGAGUAGUGAGAGUUCAAGGCGCCCUUCCUUGGUAGAUUUCCCCAGAAAGUCGAGUAUAGCAAGCCUGUCUUUAUUCCUCAGUCGAUCCAAGCGAUCAAACUCUUAUAAAGGUCUGGGCGGUGACUUGGACGACCUCGCUCAAAAACGAGGAGAUGUCUUGCUGGCUCUGCCAGAUGAGAUUCUGACCCAUAUCAUGUGCUAUCUGGCCCCCAACGACUACUAUGCUCUCCGUCUGACAUGUCGUACGAUCCGUAAUAUAAUCAAGGCAAAUGUUGGGCCAAUUACCCGGUCGGUCUUUGCCCAUGCAGCUUCCUCACAGCAAGAUUCCGACUACUGCCAACGGCUGUAUCCUCAGCCAAAACCCUGCUUAGAUGAAACUUGGUUGUUGCAGAUGCUCCGACGAAAGGCGCAGAUCGACAAACUCAUAGUCAUCAUCGCCGCCUUUACCCAGAUCAAAGUCUACAUGAUGCCGAAUUACCCUCGGUUCGACGAGUUUGCUCCCCACCGCCGGAAAUUGAUUCGCCGCUUCCACUCUCCAGCCUGGACACUGUAUCAUUUCCUUGAGCAUUAUCGGAAGAUGCUCGUCUUCCAACAUCCUCAUCAUGCCAAUAGCGCCAGAAUGAGGGCAAUGGAAUGCCCCGAGUGUACCCAAAGCGUGGAAGAGUUCAUCCGCACCUACCCACCUCCCCAGCUCAUCUCGACCUACCAUUUUUAUAACCUCGUCCUCGAACAUCUCCGUCAGUUGAGCCGUGCUCCGGGUUACGUCGGAACAAUAGAACGUCGUCUGAGAGGCUGGACAAGGCAAUCGCCCACGGAGGCGCACUUGGCUCAGGUCGUCAUUUUCGGAGGCAUCCCUGUGUUAUCCCAACUGUCCGUCCUCAAAGGGACAUACAACCAACGCGUCGAAAUCCUCGGCUCUUUCGUGGAUAAGAUUGGAGCAUCGAGUACCGUGCAGCGGCGAAUGGUCGUAUCAACUCGGGCAAAAUCAUCAUCUGCAUUCUCGGAUCGCAUCAAAACUCUCUCCGUCGCAGACAUUUCGGAGCAUGAAAAUCUGAAGGCGACACUCGACCCCCCAUUCAAUCAUAUCUCAGAGAAAACCGUGAAAGCCUUACCAAGCCUACCACUAUUCAUUGCCGGCGAUUGGUUGUCAAUCAUCUCCGAAGACUUGGGACCCAAUGACCAGAUCACCAGCACAUGGGGCUUUGUCCAAAAUGUCCUCGCGAGACAUGGAGACGGUCCGGACUACCUGGAACCCGUCAGCGACUUCACUUAG